Poecilia latipinna (sailfin molly) is the source of this 1034-nucleotide messenger RNA. RefSeq names its product ribosomal protein S6 kinase alpha-2-like. The record is from RefSeq and is a predicted model, not a curated record. The transcript has 2 exons. Lineage: Eukaryota; Metazoa; Chordata; Actinopteri; Cyprinodontiformes; Poeciliidae. The annotation marks the transcript as partial.
UGUUGAAUUCUAAUGCCGCCGUAUUUUUGCAUGCUGACAUGUUGCUGUCUUCGUUAUAAAAAAUACGCUUUCUAAAUCUGCGAGUGCGGAUGCUGCAAAGGAGAAAAGGCAGCCAGGGAGAGGUUGCAGGUUUGCACCAUGUGACCUCACCAGCUGUUGCUGUGUGGCUGUUGGGAAAGACAGGAGGUGAAAGGGAGGGAGACAAAUGGUGAGGGGUCGGUGAGCUUCCCUGUGGCGCACAAUGUGACUGGUGACAAUCCCUUGUUUCGCAAAAAGGGUGGGAGAGAGAGAGAGAGACAGAGGAGAGCGGAAGAUGAACACAAACAUGCCAGGUAGAGAUGUGAGAAGGGAGCUGCGCGCACUCUCCUGAUUCAGCGGAACGGAUUUAUUCGUCACCUCUACCCCUGCAGCCUUUUUACGCAGCGAGCCUGCUGCAAAACACGGAGGGAAAUCCUAAACCAAGCAGCAGUCAUCAAUCCGCUGCGUGGAUUAACAGCUCUGUUACAACUCGCUUUCAGUUGCUGGGUUCCCGCCGAAGCUGAGAUCCACCAGCGGAGAGCGCAGAGGAUGGAGACGCCACAGAGCGACCGCUGCAUUGAGGAUGCGCCAACAGGGAAACUGCGGGACAAAUAGGGAGCCUAAAAGAAGAGCCGUGUGUUACUGCGCGUCUAUCUUGGGGAGCCCCCCUCCUCCUACGGGGAGAUGUUCAUCAUUAUGGGAUAGAUGCGCGGGUCUGAUCGUUGCCAUGGAUACAAGCACGCGUAAAUUUACAGUGCGGAGAUGGUUUUCCAUCUACCUGAAGAACAAAGCAGCGCGGAACAAGAACAGCGCCGGGUUCUGUCAGCUGGAGGACGACAGUGUACUUAAAGAGAUUGACAUCAGCCACCAUGUUAAGGAAGGCUGUGAGAAAGCAGACCCGUCUCAGUUCCAGUUAUUGAAGGUGCUCGGACAAGGAUCCUAUGGAAAGGUACUAAAACACGAUACAGUAGCUGAUGCCUGGAAACAGGAAAAAUGUGAAGUUCUAGAAAGAAAAA